UUGGCGGGCAAAGCGUCGCAACACAGUCGUGCGCGGUAUACUCAACCAUACACUUUGGCGGGAAACUAAAGCUCGCGCGAAUCCACCAUAACAGACACUAAACACGAAUUUAUGUGUAAACCGUGAAAAUGACUAAGAUAUCCAGCUGUUUUACGGUCUUUCGAUGGCUCAUCGUUAUUUAUAUCGUUGUGGUCGUGCGAGCAGAAGGCAGUGCAUCCCUGCUGGGUGCACAGUGUCGGUCCAAUGCGGACUGCAACGUUGCGUAUGCGCAUUGCAACCGAGGCGUGUGCGCUUGUCAACCGUACUACGCUCGCGUUGACAACUCUACUUGCCUGGAAUCUACUCUACUGGGAUCGGAAUGUGUGGUGUCAGAGCAAUGUACACUGAAGGUAGCCUACAGUGCAUGUUUAGAAGGCGUUUGCCGCUGCACGGACGGCCAUCUACAGUUCAGGAAGCAUACCUGCCUAUCUCCCGCACCGCCAGGACACGUCUGCUAUAGCAACGAGCACUGCCGUUUAUGGGACAAGGAGAGUCAUUGCGAAUUCGUAAUUCCAAACCUUUUCGGGAGAUGCUCAUGUAAUUCGUUCUUUAGGCAGACUGGUGAUAAAUGCUUUGCGCAAAAACCUCCCACUUAUGCUCCUGAAGCCGUAGUAGCCGAGCAGGACGCUGUGGUUGUAGGCGCAACCAAGGGAUCUACCGUAGAUAUGACUCAGAAAGCACCCAAACCUACAGCUAACCUUAAUCCAGGAUCUGAAGAUCCAUUCGGACCACCGAAUACUAUCAUAGAUACUGAUGAAAUCCAACCAAGUAAACUUCCCAUGUAUACUAGUAACAAUGACGUAUUAAGUACGCAAGAAGAUAGUCCUUUAAUGCAGGCGGUCAUGAAAGUACCGACUGCAGAGCCUUUAAAACGGCUACCAGUUUCAAAUAGAAGGGACGGUGAACCAAACGAAACUAUAAGGGUAGACGAAAUGACUGCUAAUUUGCAUGCUAACGACCAGCCUAUAUACAGAGUCGUAACUCAACCCUCUGUAGAGAAAAAAUCAAAUAAAAAAAGUGGGACUCCUAAGGAGCAGCAAGGCAAGCCACAUAAAUCUGGUCAUCAAAAGAAGUCUUCGUUGAAAGAUAAACAUCGCAUUCGUACCGAAACCAGUGGUAUUGACCUAGGGCCGGCUUCGCUCGGGAUGCCCUGCGCCACGGAUCAGCAAUGUCAUCUGGUGGACCCUUACACACGGUGUGUCAACAAACGUUGCGAUUGUGCGUACCGAACAAACUCCACUUCAGCCUGCUCCGUUCGCAAUCGAGGAUGUUUGCCUGGAACAUUUCAAUGUCGUUCGACGGGUACGUGCAUAAGCUGGUACUUUGUCUGCGAUGGCCGCAAAGAUUGCCCAGACGGGUCGGAUGAAAAGUGUCAAGGUACUGGUAAAGAUGGUACAGGGGAAAGGUGUCCUAUGCACGCAUUCCGUUGUGGUGGUCCCGGAUCUCCCUGCGUGUCCCGCGCAGCCAGAUGCGACGGGACACCGCAAUGUCCGGGCGGAGAAGACGAACGCAACUGCCGCGCCACUAGACGUAAAGGUUGUCCCCGGCAUACAUUCCGAUGCGGCUCAGGGGAGUGUCUACCAGAAUACGAGUUUUGUAACGCCAUCAUAUCCUGCAAGGAUGCCUCUGAUGAACCUCCGCAUCUCUGCAACGAACAAUCCAGAUGGAGAGCGGCAGACUUCUGCCCGUUGCGGUGCGGGAACGGCCGAUGUCGGAGUACGGCGGUAGCUUGCUCCGGGCGUGAUGGAUGUGGUGACAAUAGUGACGAAAUAGCUUGCACUGUUUGUAGGUGUCCAGCUCCACCACAGAUGCCGUGAGGAUAGUUCGUAGAAUAAAAUAACCCUCUAGUAAAACACUCCCUCUGAAUGCGGACAAACUGCCAGAAAACGAGUCUCAUUUUAUUAUACAGAGAUGGGUGACGUCAAAAAUUAUACCUAAUGUAUUAAUUUAAAAAAAGUAUUUUGUCCAGUUUAUUAUAUUGACUUAGUCUCCUUUUAGUACAAAGACUAUAUUUUCUAUUUCUUUGUAUUUUAAAUAGGUACUAAAAUAUAACGAGCUAUCUUUCGAAUAUUGCUAAAACCUUCUUUUCUUUUACUUUUUAAGAGUUUAUUUAUUUAAAAAAGGAAUUUAAUUUCGUCAUAUUACCGUAAAGCGUAUUAUCCACCUAUUCAUGUGAAGCAUAUAAUAUUGAAUUAAGAAAUUAAAGAAAGAAAUUAUAAAAUACCUGGUGGAAUUUAAGUACGGCUAUAAAUUGCUGAAGAGACACAUAAUUACAUUGUGAAUAAUAAAAAUAUAAGUGAAAGAUUUUACUCGAUAAUAUUUAAUUAUAUGAAUUUUAAGAAAUCAUAUAAGAAAACAUUUCAAGAUUAGUAGAAAAAAACUAGGUGUAUUUUGAAGUCAUUUUAGAAUUUUUUUCAUGUGCGAGUAAAAUACUUCUCUAUAUUUUUUUUUAUUGUUUUUCUCACCCUGUAAAUGUGCGUAUUUCAAUGAUCACCAACAUUAUUUUAAGAUAUUAAACUAAUAAGCCACACAAGCAAUAAGACUGAAGAGUUGUACUCUGACACUAUUUCUUUGAAUUAGACGUAGUAUGUUAUUGAUAGAUAACUUGUAAAAUGUAUAUACAUGCCAGCACUAUAUCCAUGUUAACCUAAGUCACUUCUUGUAUAUUUUUAUACGAUAAAAGAACACAUCUUUUUAUUAUUUCAUCUGUUUAAAACUAUGUCAAAACACUUUUUUUUAAAUUCCUUCUUUUAUUACGACUAAACAAAGAAAACACUAAUAAAGCCAUUAUAAAAUUUUAAUAAAAUAAGUAUUCUAUUUUAUCAUAUUAAAUUAUUCAUUUUUACAAUUAGAAAUUGGUCAAUUUUAAGAUAUUCGUAUUUUAUUGAGAUGUCAGAUCAAUUUAGCAGUACUAAGUAGAUUUAAGUGUAAGUGUGUAAUUUACCCUGCUAGAGUGAUAGAGUCAAAUUUAAGUUAUUGUAUUAUACGGUGUGUUUUAUGUACGUGUGAUUGUGAUAAUAUUAUUUAUUAAUUAAACUAAUUAAUACAUA
Molecule: messenger RNA, 3089 nt
Organism: Pectinophora gossypiella (pink bollworm)
Lineage: Eukaryota; Metazoa; Arthropoda; Insecta; Lepidoptera; Gelechiidae
Exons: 10
Coding region: 129-1856 (575 amino acids)
Molecular function (GO): protein binding
Source: RefSeq, a predicted model, not a curated record